Molecule: messenger RNA, 1621 nt
Organism: Neolamprologus brichardi
Lineage: Eukaryota; Metazoa; Chordata; Actinopteri; Cichliformes; Cichlidae
Source: RefSeq, a predicted model, not a curated record
GGGGAAAGAUGGCGCCCACACACGUACUGAGAUGCUGUCAACGGGGCUUAGCAUGGAUACCUGUGAUUUUUAUCGCGCUCGUCGUCUGCUGGUCGUACUACGCUUACGUGGUGGAGCUUUGUAUAUUCACGAUCCCCAGCAUAGGAGAGCAGAUUGUCUACCUGAUCUUCUUCCACCUCUCAUUCGUCAUGUUUGUGUGGUCUUACUGGAAGACCAUCUUCACCAAGCCUGCUAACCCUUCCAAAGAGUUUUGCCUCCCCAAGGCUGAAAAGGAACGCUAUGAGAAGGAGGAGAGGCCAGAGUCCCAGCAAGAGAUCCUGUGGAGAGCUGCCAGCAGCCUCCCUCUGUACACCCGCACAGGCGCUGGCGCGAUCCGCUACUGUGACCGCUGUCAAGUUAUCAAGCCAGACAGAUGUCAUCACUGCUCAGCAUGUGACAUGUGUGUGCUAAAGAUGGAUCAUCACUGUCCCUGGGUGAACAACUGUGUGGGAUUCUCCAACUACAAGUUUUUCAUCCUCUUCCUGGCCUACUCGCUGGUGUACUGUUUGUUCAUUGCAGCCACCGUCCUGCAGUAUUUCAUUAAAUUCUGGACACUUUGCCGCAGGAAAUCGGCAGAAAACUGCCCAAAGAAUGAGCUGACAGACACGCCUGCCAAAUUCCACGUCUUGUUUCUUUUUUUUGUGGCCGCCAUGUUCUGCAUCAGUAUUUUGUCCCUCUUCAGCUACCACCUUUGGCUAGUAGGGAAGAACAGGUCGACAAUAGAGGCAUUCAGAGCACCAGUCUUUAGGACAGGCUCUGAUAAAAAUGGUUUCUCUCUGGGUUUCCGAAAGAAUAUUGCUCAGGUCUUUGGUGACCAGAAGAAGUACUGGCUGCUGCCCGUCUUCACAAGGUAAAAAAAAAAAGAGAGCGAGAAAAACUUUCACAGAGAGAGAGAGACAAACAUUAAAAGGAGUGUUGUGGUUUGCCGUACACACAAAAGAUUCCCGGGAGGAGACAAAACCCAAGCCUCUGAAGGUAACAAGCUAGUGUAUUCCUAGCGCAGAUCCCAAGCCCAGAUAAAUGAGUUGCAUCAGAAAGGGUAUCCAGUGUAAAGUGUGUGCUAAAUCAUGUGUACUUCCAUCUGCCAUGCCGAUCGCUUGAGAAAUAAGGGAAAUAUCCAGGAGUAUCUUUCAGACAGAGGAGAUCUAAAGCCCCUUUUCCAUUAGUACUUAAUCAGAUUGACUCACCACAGUGCGCCCCGAUUUUCAGAGUUUUCCAUUAGGUCAUAGUACCAGAUACUAAAAUAGUACCUGCUCAGCCGAGGUUCUAAACAAACAGCAGGUACUAAAAUGUGACGUUGUCAGACUGGAUGCCACCGAUUGGAUGGUCAAUGGCGUCAAAAGACGAGUCAUGAGAGUGUAUUGUUACCAAAACCUGAAACCGACAUUUUUGAAACCUGGCAAAGUUGUUGCCUUUGUGUUGCAUACUAAUUAAGUCACAGGACCCUCGGCCACGUUGCUAUGACAACAACCACAAACAUUUAGUGGUACUUGAUUGUAAUGGAAAAACCAGUCAGUCUGAGUCGUGGUGAGUCGAUCUGAGUAGGUACUAACGGAAAAGAUGCACAACAGAACCAGGAAGA